CUAAUGCUAACAGGCGUACGUCAAAUCCAUGUAGCAAGUUAGCCAUGCAGCUAGCUAACGUGAUACCGAGGUGUUUUUAAAAACUGCAUUAAUAGACUACACAGACUCCAGUUAACGGCUCAGGUACCACAACGACGGAAAACAGCGAGGAAAGAUGCAAGCCGGUGACUCAGUGGUUGGUGCACCGAUGGCUGUAACUGGUGCUCAGAGUCGGUCGGAGGAUGAAGAGUCACUCGGAGUAAAAGAUGUGAAAAGGACGGCAACACAAGCAUUUGGCAGUGGUGUUCCUAAACGCAGAAGUUCCUCCAGGUCAAUAAAGAGGAAGAAAUUUGAUGAUGAAUUGGUGGAGAGCAGUCUUGUGAAGUCAUCCAGCAGAGUCAAAGGCCCUCCUGUCAUAGAGCCUGUCCGCUGCUCAGGAAGUGAACCUUCAUCUAGUGAGAAAAAAAAGGUGACGAAAACCGGAACCGCUCUCACGCCGCCUCUCACCAUGGUAGUAAACCCUGCACCCAUAACUAAAAGAGUAAAGAAAAGCAAGCAGCCUCUACAUAUUACUAAAGACCUCGGAAGAUGGAAACCCACUGAUGACCUGCUACUAAUAAAUGCGGUGUUGCAGACCACAGACCUAACCUCUGUUCAUUUGGGGGUCAAGUUCAGCUGUCGUUUCACAUUGCGGGAAAUUAAAGAGAGGUGGUACGCGCUCCUCUACGAUCCUGUCAUCUCAAAGCUGGCAUGGCAGGCCAUGCGCCAGCUUCACCCAGAAGCCAUUGCAGCGAUCCAAAGCAAAGCGCUCUUCAGUCAGGCUGAGGAGGCACUGCUGGCCAAGAUUGGUUCAACGAGUCAGCCCAAACUGGACAUGUUCCAGGAGCUUCUCUGCAAACAUCCUGGUGUCUUUCACCCAUCUCGCACCCCCAAGAGCCUGCUGGUACACUGGCAACUGCUGAAGCAGUACUACUUACUGGAUGAUCAGAGCGUCCAGCCUCUCCCUAAAGGGGACCAGGUGCUCAACUUUUCUGAUGCCGAGCAGAUGGUUGAUGAUGUAAAGUUAAAGGAGAGUAGAGAUGAGGUUUUGGAACACGAGCUGAUGAUUUCCGAUCGUCACCAAAAAAGAGAGAUAAGACAAUUAGAGCAGGAGCUGCCUCGGUGGCAGGUUCUCGUGGACAGUAUUACGGGGAUGAGCAUGCCUGACUUCGACAACCAGACACUGGCAGCGUUGAGAGGAAGAAUGGUACGCUAUCUCAUGAGAUCACGAGAGAUUACGUUGGGCAGGGCGACCAAGGACAAACCGAUAGAUGUAGAUUUGUCGCUAGAAGGACCUGCUUGGAAAAUAUCAAGAAAACAAGGAAUUAUUAAACUGAAGAAUAAUGGAGACUUCUUCAUUGCCAAUGAAGGCAGACGACCCAUCUACAUAGAUGGCAGACCGGUCCUGUCGGGAAACAAGUGGAAACUCAACAACAAUUCAGUGGUAGAGAUUGCAGGACUUCGCUUUGUGUUUCUCAUUAAUCUGGAACUCAUCUCACUAAUAAAAGCUGAAGCAGCCAAGAUGACACCGCAGUGACUGUCAGCCAUCCAGCAGCGCGAGAGCAAACACAUAGGACAUACUGGCAGGCGAACAGAUCCAGUCAGUCCAACAGCGGUUAACAGUUCAUCUCCUGAAGAGCAGUAACGCUGCCGCGCACCAGACUGACAGCCAUGCUAACCUGAAAUGUGAAUUUUGAGCAGACUACAGCUGAAUCUGGAGGAAGGUAGUAACAUGUGUUACUCGUUGUUUGGAUAGUUUCCAUGUUGUAAUGUAGACGCACUCAUACUAGAGCCUUCGUUUUUUUGGUUUGGUUUUUUUUUUUUCAGUUUUUCAGAAUAUUGUAUUUAAAUUCCAUAGUAAAACUUUUCCAAAAUAUUAAACUUGUAUACACAAUGUUUUGAAAUUCUCUUUGGAGUCUAGUCUACUUUUGAAACACUAAAUGUGGAGUCAGCAGGUCUGGAGAAACAUUGUUGGUAUUUAAAGUCAGCACCUAACCAAUAUACCCCUCCUGUCAGCGCUCCUUUAAAAGAAUUAAGCACACACUGAACA
This is a messenger RNA of Plectropomus leopardus (leopard coralgrouper), 2068 nucleotides long. It is a transcript of the gene mcrs1, whose product is annotated as microspherule protein 1. The record is from RefSeq and is a predicted model, not a curated record. Gene Ontology annotation, cellular component: MLL1 complex; Ino80 complex; NSL complex. Gene Ontology annotation, molecular function: G-quadruplex RNA binding; protein binding. Gene Ontology annotation, biological process: positive regulation of transcription by RNA polymerase II. Lineage: Eukaryota; Metazoa; Chordata; Actinopteri; Perciformes; Serranidae.